This is a messenger RNA of Nematolebias whitei (Rio pearlfish), 1023 nucleotides long. RefSeq names its product KIAA1143 ortholog. NCBI's taxonomy places the organism in Eukaryota, Metazoa, Chordata, Actinopteri, Cyprinodontiformes, Rivulidae. The record is from RefSeq and is a predicted model, not a curated record. Bases 93 to 569 code for a protein of 158 amino acids. The transcript has 3 exons.
GCGUCUCGUCGCGUGGAUUUACCGUGUUUUGGCUGCUAGCUUCUCUGGUAGUGGAGUUAGCCCGUUAGCUGCUGUUUGUUGUGCUUUUAAUAAUGAAUAAAAAUAAAGCAAGCGGCGUGGCGUGGGUGAAGCCGACAGAGCCGUCCUUUCUGAAGAAGUUUAAAAGUGAUGUUGGAUAUAAAGAAGGGCCUAAUGUUGACACAAAGCGCCAGGUGAUGCCGGCUCUGGAUGAUGACAGCGGGAGUGAUCGAGACGACGAGCUACCUCAGGUUGUCGUUUUAAAAAGUGGAGACCUGACAGCAGAGGAGGCCCAGGUGAUCAAAGAUGAAACACGUGGCGGAGGCGACGCAGACAAAGACGGUGAAGCUCCCGCCGACGGUAAAAUCCUUUUCAAGAAGCCAGCCAAGCGCGCCUCCUCAAACCAGUUCCAGGGGAUCACUGCCAGCUCCAGCAAGAAGAAGAAGAGCGAUGCAGGAGAGAAGGAAGAGAAGAAGGAGACGUCUGGAACUAAAAUAAAAAAUCAAAGCCUCCUGUCGUUUGGAGAGGAUGAGGAGGAAGAGGACGACUAAAUGGUGAAAUGUGAGAGUGUCGAGGACAAAGUCACAUCUGAAUAUAAAGUUAAAGAAUGAAAAGCAGCUAAAGUUACGGCUGUUCUGCAGCCGGUUCAGCAUCUUUAAAAGAUGGUGCCAACGUGUUUCAUUCCAGACUCUUCAAACCGUUUCAUUCAUUUUGGUGUAAAUAUCAACCAUGAACAUCUGUUUUAACCACUGACCCACACGCAACACUUCAUUUAUAUUUCUUGUAGCAAUACAUACAAAGUCCAGUACUUGAGGUACAUGUCUGGUACUUAUUUAGUAUAUAGUACAUAUCACUAGUUAUGCAUCUGGUUUGUACCAGGAGUGACCAGAUGUGAACAGAAACUGAUGGAGACGAUUGUGGAGGAGCAGAAACUACCAGCAAACCAGAUGUUAAUAAACAACCUGAUCAUGGAGACACUUCCAGCUCAUCAGACUGGAGUCAGGG